Tyto alba (common barn owl) is the source of this 7050-nucleotide messenger RNA. RefSeq names its product potassium voltage-gated channel interacting protein 2 (gene KCNIP2). NCBI's taxonomy places the organism in Eukaryota, Metazoa, Chordata, Aves, Strigiformes, Tytonidae. Gene Ontology annotation, cellular component: voltage-gated potassium channel complex. The transcript has 7 exons. Gene Ontology annotation, molecular function: calcium ion binding; potassium channel regulator activity. The record is from RefSeq and is a predicted model, not a curated record. The coding region runs from base 5616 to 6596 and encodes 326 amino acids. Gene Ontology annotation, biological process: regulation of potassium ion transmembrane transport.
GGUCACAGAGGGCAGGCGGUGGGUGUCCAGAACUGCCCCCAAGGAUGCUCUGAGGCUGCUGCAUCCACAGGAGAGACCUGGGAUAUGGUGUCCUGCCUGCUCUGUGCAAGGUCCCAGUGGCUGGGGACAUGGGGAGGGGACAGGGCUGGCAGGGUGUCUCCUGCAUGGUGGUGACUUUGAUGUGUGCUGGGGUGCUGUGGUCUGGGACUGUGUGUGAGCGUGCAAGUGGGCACCAGGGUGUUUUCCAGCACCUCUACAGGAGCAAGGUGUCCCCAGGGUCCGUGGUCACCUCGCUCGGAACAUGAAGUGUCAGACUCAGCACCAGAGUACAGAGCAGCCAGGCCUGGGCAGGAUGGGUACCUGCUAUACCCCCUGCUCCUGACUCUCCCCAGGGACCCUAUGGCCCUUGAGCGGGGUGGGGGGACGCAGGGGGUGCUGCCCGGCUGGGGAUGACGGAUGUGCAAGGUGCUGAGCGGUGUGCAUGGAGCACGCUCAACGGAGCCCAGAUCCGCUCGAGGGACUCUGUGCAUGGUGAGAGGGAGGUCAGGACCGCUCAGCUGGGUGCUCCCUGGACUCCCAGGGGUGACGGUUGUGUGAAUGGGCCCCCCCCAGCCCUGAGCAGCCCCUGCCUGUGCCUGCAAACAUCUAUCUGAAGGAUGCUGCGGCCUGCCUGGUCCUGGGCACAGGGGCACGCACAGGGUGAGGAGGUGACGGGCAGUUUGCCUGGUGCAUUGGUGCCCUGGGAUGCUCCGCUUUGGUUCUGCAGCCCUGGCACUCACACAGGCUGGGUGCCGCGGCACAUACCGGCUCCCCUCCAUGCACAGUGCUGGGCAGCACCCCUGGGCUGGGCAUGCCUGGGGUUGAAGAGGGAGGGGACAGAUGGGGGGCUCUCUCCCUCUGGGCCUGUGAGCCUGCUUGCAGGGCAGGAAAGCUUUUGUUGCUACUUAACUACUUGCUCUGUCCUGUGCUCCAGUAGCAGCGCUCCUAGGUAGAUCAUGCCAGGAGGGAAACUGAGGCAGUGGCUGAGUUAACUCCCAGGCAUCCUGUCUAUGAGUCCUGGGGUGGGGAGCAGUCUGACUGUGCCCAGAUUGGACCCCUUUUUCCAGUUCUGCUGGUGAUUUGGGGGUGUGCCUCCCCCAGACCCUGCCUUUCCUGCCUCCCUGUGCUUUUGCUUCCCCAUGGAGCUGCCCAAAGCUUCAGACCAAAGUUGGUGGCAUCGACUGUGGCUGCUCUGCAGCACAGUGGCUUCCAGCCACAGUGGAGAGGGGAGGCAGAGACACCCCCAGCCCUGGCAGCAACCUUCCUGAGGGGCACAGCAUGAGGCAGGGGCCACCUUUGGCCUGUGUGGCUGCUCCUUGCCUGAGCCCUGAUCCUUUGUUCCCUGGGCACUCUUCUUGUCUCCCUGCAAGUGUCUUUUCUCUGGCCUGGGCCAGGGCAGGAGGUUGGAGAUGGGAUGUCCUGUGUCCAGCCUUGUCCCCAUCAGCUAGCACCCUUCCAGAGGGGACUGGGAUGGACAGUGGCAUGCCUGUCUCCCAUGAAAUACAAACCUUGCUGCCAGUCCUCUCUUGUCCCCAGGAGGACACAGUGUCACUGUGGUGUAGGGAAGCACAGCCUGCCCUGUCGCCCUCCACUCACCCCCAGGUUGGGGAGCUGUGUGUCUCUCUGGUCUGACUGGAGAUUCACCCCAGCUGUGGUGGUGGGAGUGGGAUCCAGGUGCCCCUGAUUGGCAGCAAUUGCUCCCAUCAUCAAAAGGUGCCUGGAGGAGAGGGAAACCCAUUGCUUGAGCAGUAGAAAUUGUCUGGAGUUGAGCUGAGCCCUGGGCACUGUGCAAGGAGUCCUGUGGGUGAGUGGCUGUAUGUUGGGAUGAGGGUGAAUUGCUGUUGUGUGGGUCACCCCCUUUGGCUCAGGAGGCAGCAGGUAGGAGGCUUUGCUCUCUGGGGAAGGUCCCAGGCAGUGUCUGGGGAUGGAAAAUGCUGAGUCCCCUCCGGGGGUUGUUUACCAGCCCUGCCUGGGCCGGCAGCGACAGCCCAGGGACCGCAAAGAGCCUGAAACCGUACACUAAUGGCUCAGGUCUGCUAAUGGACACGGGGCCCCGCCACCCGCUCCAGAGCCAUCAAUACUGCCUGCUGUGCUUCCCCUGCCUCAGCUGCUGCCCCCCUCCCUGUCCCCGCUGCCCCAUCCCUGCCAGUCCCUUGCUGCAGCUGCCUCUCUGCCCAGGCUGUGCUGGUGGUGUCCCAGGGUUAUGUUGUGCUGGGAGGUGUUGUGCUGGGCUGGGGAUGGAGCCUGUCCAGAGGAGUCUGGAAAAAUACCCCAGCCCUGGGGAAGGGCUUAGUGGGAGCGUCUUUCAGUGAGACCCCAUCUGCCCCUGGGGGGACCAUGGAGGGGAGGGGGUUGAUGUCGGGGAGCUCUAGGCUUGGUGUCUUCCCAAAAUCAGCUGGACAAGUCCCCAGGCAACACAUUCUCUAUUUUGGAGCUGGCCCUCCUCUGAGCAAGAGCUUGGACAGAAGCGCUAAUUGUCUGCCCCCCCUUGCCCUGUCCCUGUGGCACUGUCUCCCCUUGGAUGCCGGCACAACCUGAGCCGCUGUCUGGCAGCAGUGAUGGAGCAUCUCCCGUGGGUGUGCUGUGCUCCGGGAGCCAUCAGCGCUGGAGCUGGCGUUGUUUACCAGCUGGUUAAUCACUGACAAGCCAUGUCACCCCACUGCUGCCCUGUGCCACCGUGACUGUCCCCAGCCCUGAACAUCUCCCAGCAGAGCCACCCAAGCACUGCUGAGUCUGAUGGGGGGGGCUGCUAGUCCCCUGCCAAGAACCUGCUUUGGUCAAGUGCUUGGGAGGGGGCAGGCGAAGAGAAAUGCUAUCGAUUUUUGGCUCCUGAAGUGCAGCAUCAAUAAUUCAGCACAGAGCAAUCGGUCCUGGCUGGGAGGAGGGGUGGGUGGGAGGUAAAAGGCGAGAGAGCUGCCCACAUAGCCCAGCCUCAGAUGAAUAUUAGAUGAAGCUGCAGAUUGCUAUCAGCAGGAUAACUGGUGCCUGCCUGGCUCUGGCAGGGCUGUCCCUGCCUUGGCUGGAUCAGGGUCUGUGUGUGGGGCAGGUGGGAUCUGGGCUGUUUUGGAGAGCCCCCAACAUGGGGUGCACUGGACCCUGCCUUCCCUGGGGGCCUGCUGCUGUUGCCCCGGAGCUGAGGAUGCAGAGCGGGGGAAAGCAGGGGCUGGGGAUGGUGUCAAACCUCUCCAGAGUCUAAGGAGAAAUGGGAGGGAGCAGCAGCCUGCCACAGACACCCCAAAGGAUGCCAAGCAGGAGGGUGGUGGCAGUGAGCAGCAUGGUCACCUCCUGGUGCCUGGCUUGGGGCGAGGGUCCCUCCAGAGAGGGGAGAAAAUGAGCAUCCCUGCAGCGCUGGUGAGAGCGAAGCCCUGUGCCAAGCCCUGCUUUCCUCCUGCUUUCCAGGAACCCCUUUGGCAGGAGCAUGACAUCUUGGCUGCAGGAGGGACCAGCCCUUCAGGGCGCAGUGCCAGGGGUCCCCUGGCUCAGGGCACCAUCCAGCCUGGCAGGUUUGACAGACCUGAGAGGUCAAGGCAAGCUGGCUGAGGGUAGGGUAGAUCUCGGAGCACUGAGAUCCAGUCUGGGAGAGCUGUGUGCCCUCCAGGUUGAAGUCUGGGAUUCCCUGGGCUGGGGUGCACUAGAGAUUUCCCCACACACAGUGGGUUAAACCCUUGCCUUUCCUUUUCCAAGGGCUGGUAGGUUUUUCAGAUGGCUGUAGGACUGGGCAGGGUGUGAUGGCUGAAUCAGAAGAUUGCUGCUUGCUCAUGGUGAGGGCUUGCAAAACAGGAGGGGAAGGGUCAGAGGUAUAUCACAGCCAUGGCUAGGCUCUGAGUUUGGAUCCUGGCAUAGCCUUAUACUCUGCAUCCUGCCAGCACUGGGGUCUUGGAGAAGAAGGCCUCCUGGGGACCCUACACUCCCUUUCGCGAAGUAUUUUCCACAUGCUUUGCACCCAGGGACAUCAGCCCUGGUCAUCGCUGUGGGGUCAGGAUGGGCUGUGCUGUCUCACUUUGCCCAGAGAGGGUGGAGCUGGGGGAGAAGGGGACUUGGCCCUGUGUCCCCGUGGCUGGGGCCAGGGCAGGGCAGCUCCCCCACCACUGAGCUCCCCAAGGAGCGCGGUGCCUGCAGCACCCACCCUGCCGACUCUGCCACUGCGUGGUGUCACGUCCCGCUCAGCCCAGCCAGACAUAAUUAGCUUGUUGAAUCUUUUUUCCCUCUGGCCUUGCGUUAAUCACUCUUCACAUUGCUUCCGUCCCAACUCCCUCUGGCCUGGCUUGCUCCUUCUCUUGCUGAUGUGCCUGGAGAGGGGAGCAAGGGGACCCACUCUGCUGAAUCCUGCCCCUGAGGUGGGCUCUGAGACAGUGGACGGAGGGGCAGGGAGAUCGCUCAGCCACAGAGAGGUGAGAAAAUCGCAGGCUGGCUGGAGAAAAAGCAAUAAAGCUAGAGAGUAAGGGAGCCUGUUGGGACAGCACUGCUUUGCAGCCCUGCUCCACUGGUGGAGGGUGAGACCUCGGAUCCCAGUGGAAGAGGCUGGCUUGGAGCCGGCCUGGGGCUCUCUAGCACAGGGUUGCGUUGGGCUGCAGAGUGCUGUGAGAGCUCAGCAGGGUCUCCUUCACCUCUCCCCUGCAAGGAACAGAUUAGACCCCAGGACUGGGCACAGGUGGGAGUAGAGGUGCCCUGGCCGGGGCCCUGUGGGCUUGUGGUCCCUGGAGUGGAGACAGCAGGAGGUCCCACAUGCUGUCUGUGCUUGGCUGCAGGAUCCCCUCCCAGGGACGCAGGGAAAUGCCUGCCCUGGGGCUUGCUGUGUUGCUGGAGCACUGGGUGGCCAGAUCAGAAACAGCUUUUAGACGAGAGGUGUGUGGAAAACCAACUGGAAGAGACUUUCUAAUAACCACUGCUGCCUGGAUGGGGUCUCUACCCUGCUGCCCACAAAGCAGGGCUUUGGGUGGUCUGCAGGGAGCCCCCACCCAGGCUGGCCAACCCUCCUGCUGCCCUCCCUCCAGGCAGAACCUGGGAGUGGAGUGGGGCACGUUUCCUUCCAGCAGCAAGUGUGGUGGUACCCAGGGCUGGCAGCCCCCAGCUGCGGCUCCUCCACAUGCCACAGAUCAUACAUGUGGCUGUGACCGACUUGCUGGUGAGGGGAGGUGCAGAUGUUCCCCCAGGAGGUGAAGAGGGAGAAGGUGAAGGUGGGUGGCAGGUGUCCGUGGAGGUGAUCAGUGGACAAGGCUGAGCUGCUUGUGCUGUGCCAUGGGGGCACUGCUGGGGGACAGGUUUGGUAGUUUGGGAUGGGACAGAGGGACUGUCCCGGGCAGGGCUGUUCCCUGGGCUUUGUGGCAGCGGUGUCCCAGAGGACAGUGAGCGAUGAGCUUGAGGAUCCCUGUGCACAGCUCUGCUCUGGGGUCAGUGCCACCUUGUGCUGCUGUUGGGGUGGGAGUUGGGGGCAGCCAAGCCUCCCCCACGCACCCCUUGUUGCUAGUUCUGCACCCCUCCACGGCUUCCAGUGCUGUGGGGUGCCCAUGCCAGGCUGUGUAGGUGCAGGGGUGCCCUGGGGUGAGAGCUGACCCCUAAGUCCCUUGGGCAUAUGCAUGGGCUCUCCCCUCCCCUGCAGCCUGGGUGCCCCGAGGGACCCCAGAGGGUGCCGGGGCGGGAAGAGGGAGGGCCAAGGCAGGUCUCUCCUCCCCUGCCCUUCCCUCUCCUCCCUUGCUGGGUCUUGCUGCCAGACCAGCUGCCUGCUGGGGCUGCACGUCUGGGGGAUGUCGGUUGCUGCGGCGCCCUGGGACCCGCAGGGGCUGCAAACGGUGGGCAUCAUCCUGCUGCUCUGCUCCAGCCUCAAGCUACUUCAUGCGCUGGGCAUCAUCGACCUGACCAGGGGAGACAGCGUUGAGGAUGAGUUUGAGCUCUCCACCGUCUGCCACCGCCCCGAGGGGCUGGAGCAGCUCCAGGAGCAGACCAAGUUCACCCGCAAAGAGCUGCAGGUUCUGUACCGAGGCUUCAAGAACGAGUGCCCGAGCGGCAUUGUCAAUGAAGAAAACUUCAAGCAGAUCUACUCACAGUUCUUCCCACAGGGAGGUGAGUGCCCAUCCCCAUGCCCUGCAUGGGUGCCUCUGUGGGGCGGGGGGGGGGUGGGGUGGUGUCACACAGCACCCCCUCACACUGUGCGCCUCCCCCCAGACUCCAGCACGUAUGCCACCUUCCUCUUCAAUGCCUUUGACACCGACCACGAUGGCUCCGUCAGCUUUGAGGACUUUGUGUCUGGGCUGUCCAUCAUCCUGCGGGGCACCAUUGAUGAUCGCCUGAACUGGGCCUUCAACCUCUACGACCUGAACAAAGAUGGCUGCAUCACCAAAGAGGAAAUGCUGGACAUCAUGAAGUCCAUCUACGACAUGAUGGGCAAAUACACCUACCCAGCCAUGCGGGAGGAAGCACCCCGGGAGCACGUGGAGAACUUUUUCCAGAAAAUGGACCGAAACAAGGAUGGUGUGGUGACAAUAGAGGAGUUCCUGGAGUCCUGCCAGAAGGACGAGAACAUCAUGCGGUCCAUGCAGCUCUUCGACAAUGUGAUUUAACUCCCGGACCUGCCUCCAGCCGAGCUCACUUGCCACCAGGCCCAGAACCUGCUUCUCUUGACUCUUCCUCUGAGCCUCCCCUCUGCCAGCUGCACAGACACCCCCAUGGGAAGGGGCAUCCCUUCCCAGAGACGUGGUUGGCACCGGGAUCUUCCCUUCCCCCUAGGCUGGCUCUGCUCUCUUGGGGGAUCUCAAGCAGGUGCUCCCAGACCUGAGAGCAUGGGCACAGCUGCCAGGGGGAGAGCAUUUUGCCUGGAUGGACCUCCCUGCCCCUGUUCCUGGCGGGGAAUCCGCAGCCUUGGGCUGCGACAGAGGUUUCCCCUGUGCGCAGCACCCUGUGCAGCCAUGGCUCUCCCACCCCUGACCCGCCCCAGCCCCAGGAGCCCCCAGCACCGGCUCCAGCUCAAACCCUCCAGCGACGCUGUCUAGAAACCAAUAAAGUCUUGCAACGGGC